GCUCUCUUCCUACCAGGCCGUGGUCAGGAGUAGAACUAUGCUACGCUUUCUCAGUCAUGGCGCUGCUGUGAAGUUCGACAGGAACGAGUGUGAACAAAAAACCUCCCUCGAAGUGGUUUCAGUAGAGAUCAUUCAAAAUCCAGACUGGUGGAUACGCGCGCAUUUCCACCACACACUUAGUACUGGACUGUUUAGAUGUCGAAUUUUUUAACAGGAUACAAGGCACGCUCGUGGCUACUUUCGAAAGGAAACGAUACAAAGUUGCUUUUUCGGGCUCCAUGCAGGAUGUUACAAUUGUGACCUUACCAACAAGCAGCAGGAUGGACAACGGGAGUUAGAGCGAGUACUUAGGGAUUGUUUGGGGUUUUGUCCGGUGUGACUUACGUUGAUCUUUUCCUGGAGCCUCUUGGACGCCUUUUACACAACCACCAUGCCAGCGAAGACAAAGUACAAUUUGGUAGAUGAUGGUCAUGAUUUGCGGAUUCCUUUGCACAACGAAGACGCUUUUCAACAUGGAAUCAAUUUUGAAGCAAAGUAUAUCGGUAGCCUGGACGUGCAGCGACCGAACAGCAGAGUGGAGAUAGUGGCUGCAAUGAGGAGAAUACGCUAUGAAUUCAAAGUCAAGAACAUCAAGAAGAAAAAGGUCAACAUCAUGGUCUCGGUAGAUGGGGUGAAGAUUGUACUGCGCAAAAAGAAAAAGUUCAAAGGGUCGGCCUAUCUACUGAAGGAUGGGGAGGUGGGGCCAGGACAGAACAGAAGAGGCAGGCAGAAAAAAGAAUGGACUUGGGACGAAAGCAAGAUGAUGGUGAUGCAAGACCCCAUUUACCGGAUAUUCUAUGUGUCCCACGACUCGCAGGAUUUGAAGAUCUUCAGUUACAUUGCCAGGGAUGGGCAAAGCAAUGUUUUUCGCUGCAAUGUCUUCAAGUCAAAGAAGAAGAGCCAGGCCAUGCGUAUCGUGCGGACGGUUGGCCAGGCGUUUGAGGUGUGCCACAAGCUGAGUCUGCAGCACACCCAGCAGAACGCAGAUGGCCAGGAGGACGGUGACAGUGACAAGACCUGCUCUGUCGAGGGAGUGGCAGAACGAGAGUUGACCGGUGCGGAGAAGACGUUGGCUGAGGAGACAGACAUCGACGCAGAGGAGCUGCCUGCGCCAGACAGCACGGUAGACGAGUUCAACCGCGGCGUCACAGACCUGGACGAGGCCAAGAAAGACGAUGCUGUCGUCACUAAGGAGAUACAGGUGCCGGAGGAGGCUGCCAUCCUGCUGGCCACUCCCAAGAUGCUGCUGCCGUCAUCCAGUCAGCUGCCUGCUGGCGCCCCCCUCUCCGUCCACCACCAGAUCCAGCUGCUCCAGCAGCAGCUCCAGCAGCAGCAGCAGCAGACACAGGUGGCCGUGGCUCAGGUUCACCUGCUGAAGGACCAGCUGUCUGCGGAGGCCACGGCGAGGAUCGAGGCCCAGGCACGCGUGCAUCAGCUGCUGCUGCAGAACAAGGACCUGCUCCAGCACAUCUCACUGCUGGUCAAGCAGGUGCAGGAGCUGGAGCUCAAAAUGGCCAAAGAUGGAUCAAUGGGUUCCCAGGACAGCCUUCUGGAGAUCACCUUCCGCGCCAACGUGCCGCCGGUGCUGUGUGACCCGAUGACCCCGCGGCCGGAGGACAUCAGCCUGCCCCUGCUCAGCGAUGGCACGCAGCUCUCCCAGCCGCUGGCCAGCCCCCUAGUUGACCAAAGCAUGUUCGAGAACUCCACGGUGGCUCAGCAGCAGCAGAAGAUCCAGAGUUCGCGCUCGUCCGCCCGACGGUCGCUCGGCAACACACCGGGCAGCCCUGCUAGCAGCAGCCUGGCGGACGGCUCCAACCUGGCCGGCGGGCAGAAGAUGGGCGGCAGCAGCCAGCACCUGAAGAACGCCCUCAACCUGGGCAAAGCCGUGGGGGCAAAGGUCAACGACCUGCUGCGGCGGAAAGACCCCAGCACGCUGGGCGACAUCGGGGUGACGGAAGUCAACAAGAACAUCGGGGGAGUGUGGUCGAUAGCGGAUGGUAGCGGUGUAGCCAACAGUCACGCGUCCUUCGACAACUUCCCGCGGCUAGACCCCCCUCCACCGGGUAAGAAGCGCGUGCCGCGGGCCCUGAAGACCACUCAGGACAUGAUGAUCUCCUCCGACCCCGUGGUGGCCUCGCCUGAGUCCCCCGACUCCUCCUUCCUCUCCUCCCCCGACAAGACGCCCCUCAUCAUCGGCAAAGAAGGCUCCUCGCAGCGAGGAGGAGGAGGAGGAGGGCUGGAGGGAGGUGACACCGGUGACAACUCGGAGAGCGAAUCAGAGAAGAUGUCCCUGGGGCUCUCCUAUGGAGUAGACGGGGAGCAGCAGCAACAGCAGCAAACGACAGAGAAAAGGAGAGCUAGUGCCGUCACGAACCUCGACGCAGUGGCCACAGAAGAAGGGAUGAUGGAGGUAAAGAAAGAUGAAGAGGAGGAGAGCGAUGAGCAGUUGCAGAUCCUGCUCUCGGUGCCCGACCUGAUCCACAAGGACACCCUGGAGCCCAAGCAGAAGCAGGCGGGCUCGGAGACGCGGCUGGCCUCCACGCCCUGCCCGGGUAAGGGCAGCUACCGCAUCAGCGUGGGGGAGGAGCUGCUGGAGAACGGCUCCAUGGGAGUGGGGGAUUAUGGGACGCCACCGCGCAAGAGGGCCUCCAGUCUGGAGAACGAGGAGCCGCACCCGGACCUGCUCUCCUUCGAGUAGACACCACACCACACUCACUCACUCACUCAGUCUGUCUGUCUUUCUGCCUGUCCGUCUGUCUAUUUAUCUAUCUAUCGAUCUGUCCAUCUAUCUAUAAAUCUGUUUCUUUCUCUGUCUGUCUCAAUCACUUUCUCUGUCUGUCUCAUUCUCUCUCUCUUCCUCUUUCUGACAUCCUAUCACACACACACACACACACACACACACACACACACACACACACACACACACACACACACACACACACACACACACACACACACACACACACACACACACCACACACCACACACCACACACCACACACCACACACACACUCCACUUACCUCUGGCUCACCUUGAGAAGGGUCUCUGUUUGGGGUCAGCUACCUGGCCCAGCCAUGCUGAAACACUGUAAUGCUAAUUGCAUUUUUUUACCACUCGGCCAAGAAAGCAAGAUGCACCCACCCUUUAAAAAAACACACACACAUACAUGAAAUGUCUGGACCUUAAGCACUGUACUGUGGAUUUGUGGUUGACCCAGGUGUGGUGGGGGGGUUGUUGUCGCGCUUGGCAUUUAUGCAUCCCUCCCCCCUGUAAAUGUCACUGAGGCAGCGGGUCCCCUGCUCAGGAAGAUGAGGGCUUGCAGAGGAGGCGAAGCUGCCAAAGUGGCAUCAAGUGGCAUUCUUACCUGUGAUGCCGCCUACAGUGUGCUGUGAAUAUAUCCUCACCAGCAAGGUUUUUAAAGUACAAGACUAUGUAAAUCACAAUGGACUGCAUCGUAUUACUGAAGGAAACUGGAUGAUUUAUGACCGUGGGAUGUAAAUUGUAGAUCACAUAGAUUAAAGAUUGGAGUCCCGAUUUAUUAAAAAGAGAAAAAAAAGAGAAAAUAGACUUUUAAUAAUAGCCAAACCAAAGUAAAUGUUUUUAAAUGUUGUAUUUUAAUACGUAAGUUUUAUUGUUUCUAUGUGGAGCUAUUUUGAUGCUGUUCGUUUUUGUGCUUGUGAGUUUCCAGUCAGUCAGUUAUAUAUAUAUUUUUUUUUUACCACAGACAGAUUUACCUCUGAUUCACCCAGAUGGCAGAUCCAUUAGGACCAACAACAACAGAACAGAUAUGUGUGUGUUGAUGGUGGUAGAUGGUGCAGCAAGACACACUAAACCCUAACCCAGGGUGAACAAAAAAUCCAUCCUUUGUGGCGCAGUGCCAACGUAAACCCAUAUCUCUGAGUAUCCCUAAUGGAGACUAAGGACAUGAACCACUGAUGCAAGGCUUUCCUUUCCUUCGGCUAGGCAAGAGAAUGAGAAAUAUUUAGACGUGCAGCGCAGCACAGCACAGCUCGCCGCAGAGAAAGGGGCUCUUUGUCUCCCGCAGGUUCAGGGCCACGGUCAGACAACGCUAGUUCCAGCGUCAGCCUCGCUAAUGAUGCCUGUGGCGCUAUGUCGGCCCAUACGUCUUUAAUUACCAGACAGCGGGCAGGUAGUAUGUCGUCAGCCGCUUCAGGUGAUGAAGUGCUGUAUUACCACGUACAAACGCACACACGCAAAAAAAACACCUCGACUGCUGGAGGAAGAUUUACUGCACAAACACAAAUUGCAACCCCAACCCACCACACCCCCCACCGUGACUCAGUUAGCUGCUCCGCUAUUUUAUUUGUGCCCUUGUCAGUUUAGGCCUCUGUACAUGAAUAUGUAUGCUGGCUACAGUCAUGCUCCCUUCAGCAUAUUAAGCUAAUCUCAGAGGAAUAUGCACAGUUAGAGCUAAUGGCACAGUGGUGCGGUAGCGGCCGGUCGGUUUGUCACGGCAAGGUCGACCCCUCUCCCCGGAGACGGAGGCUCUAACAAGGUGUCAGUCGUCACCAAGGUAUGAGCUCCGGCCGCGCGGCAGCCUUGGAAAAUAUCCCUGGAAUGUUCUAACUGUGCUAAUCCGUCCUGUUGUUCGUGCUGAAGUCUCUCUCCUUCUUCACAUGACUCUGCAGCCAGACGGCGCUGGGAUGUGGGAACUGCUGUAUUCUGCAGUCAGCCCAGCCAGUCUGUCUGUCUGUCUGUCUGUCUGAUAAGGGCAAAUUGACUGGCUUGAUGAGGGCAUUCAGGUGCCACUGCUUAAAAAUGCUGUUGGGAUGCGUUGUGGAUGUAGGCUACCAGUCUUCAGCAGUGAUUCUUAUCCUUAUAUUCUGCUCAGAGCUACUGACACACUCCAGCUUUACUAGACAAUACCGUUACAUCACAAUAAAGCAAUGCCAUGAUAAACAGACAGAAUAGCAUGAGUCAAACUGACAGAAUAGCAUUGACUUUUACACUAAAUAUAUACCAUAAGCUUGCAAUCAAAACACUACUUGAAACAGAUAACCACUUUUUCUAAAAUGACUGAUCAAGACAAGACAAGGCCUUAGUGAGGUUGUUGUACUAUCAACACUGUGUAACUUGACACCGUCACGUUGGUGCAGAUGACAUGAAGGAAUACUGCAACGUACCAGUUUAUGCUUAAAAAUAUGCAUGUGUGUAGACUGCUGGGAAUGUGGAACAUGGAAUGUGAGAACAAACAUUGUCAUAAAUUCUAGAAUAAUGUUUCGUUAUAACCACUUGAUCGCCUUAGGCUAUUAACACUAAUACCUAACUAUGAAAAGCAAUAACCAAGUAAUUAACUGUAAAACAAAUCACUUUGUAAUGAAAUGUCGUUGAUUUAGUGUCCAUGUGGUCUGCACAUUUCUAUGAGUUGGGAUAUGGCUGAUUGUCUGAUGGUCCAUCUUGAUUACUAAUGGGAGGUUGUCAGAUGAGAAUGAAGUAUGUUUUUAAAAAAGAGAUGUAUUACUGCAUAGUUAAUAACCUCCCAGCUGGAAAUGGAUCAUGAAAUGCCAAUCUAAAUGUGUAUUACUGAAUGCUUUCUAUGAUGUCUUUUCACACAAAAAAACACUUCGUAAAUACAAUGUAUAUUUAGGGGGAAGGGUUUAUUAUUCAUUUUAUUAAAAAAAAUAUGGAGAUUUAUUUUAGUACUUUUUAGAGAUAGGUUUAGAGAUGAUCUUUGUUGAGAUAAAAGAGAAAAAAACAAGAUUUUUAGAAUAGAAUGUAUUUUUUAUGUUGUUGUAAUUGAUUUAUGUAUUCUUAUUGUUGUUGCGUAAUGACUUGUAAAUUGUUAAUUAUGUAUGGUCUAAUGAUUUUCAAUGUCACGGUUUAAUGAAGGAAAGACAUGUUGAGGAACUGUGACGCGUGUGAUGUGUGAAGGCAUGUUGUCCUCGCUUUUCACCUCAAAAUGUGGAGUAUACUAGAACGGUGGUUAAGCAGCCAACAUGGUUUAGAGCAGUGUUUCCCAACCUUUUUUGUCUUGCGUACCCCCUAAGCCUCUUAGUUGUGCUAUGAGUACCCCCUAAUUAAUUUGCUAUAUCAUUUUCUCUGUCCUGAUGUGGCUGCUCCAUACAUUUGUUAUAAUAUUAACACUUUUCCAAGUACCCCCUGCAGUGUGCUCGCGUACCCCUAGUGGUACACGUACCCCUGGUUGGGAAACACUGGUUUAUAGGGAGCAUUAAAAUCUGCUAAUAGAAGAGCCUGUGACUUCAUUCUCUUAAUUUAAAAAAUGCUAAUAGGCUCUUCUUUAUAGGGUUUACAGCUACCCUUGGGUUAUAAGAACCGGGUUUGCUCCCAAACCACCUUUCAAGUAUACUUCCCUCACCUAAUGCACUGCCAUCAUCCUGUGUGGUCACCCUAGGUCUAUCUGAAAUGUCAAUCGUAAAGAUGUAUUGAUUCGAAUGUAAACGUCAUUGACAAAAGGGUUUCAGAGGAAGUUUCCCACAACCUUCUGCUUGAUCUCAUGUGCCUUUCAACUGUCAGAAGACGUUUUGAGGAACAGUAUACUUCACUAAUAACCCAAUCAGCAGUGAUUAUUAACAUUUAAAGGAGCUAUACUACACAUAUUAGAAUGGCAGUGGUGCAUACUAUCUAAGCUGUGGUAAUGUUUGGAUGAGAUGUCUAUGUUAUGUCCGUUACGCAAUGCACAAUGUCUAUUACCUGAGCAAAGUUUUACUUUUUCUUAACUUUUCACAUCAGCUAUAUUGUGAAGGGCAGCUCAGUUCUUGGCCUUUUGGUGAAGUUUUGAGGAGAGCAGUGUGAGCACAUCUCAAAUAUGGAAUGGUCAGCUGUUGCAGUCAGUCAAGUCUAGAUCUCUGGCAAAAACAGGAAAAAAGAAAUAACUGGAAAAUUGUAGCGAUAGCAGAAAUGGACUACUUUACUAGUAAGUUGAUGUGAAUUACCCGAGGGAGUUUUGUGGGCUGAAUAGUUUUCGAUGGCUAAUUCAGCUGAGUUGGAUGGAAGAUUGUGAAUAAUUGCUGUUUCCAUGGAAAGGCAGGAAUGUGUAGUAAGUUAGAUGACGUUGGUGUUGUGAACGGAUGCCAGUUUGAGUAAAGCCAGAUAUAGACACACACACACACACACACACACACACACACACACACACACACACACACACACACACACACACACACACACACACACACACACACACACACACACACACACGCACACACGCACACACGCACACACACACAAUCUGGUGUGGGGGCCAGCCACAUUUAUAGACAUUACUGACACAUCUAUUUUCUAUUUAAGAGACAAUUAAAUUGAAUUCCAUCAGUGCGAGGCCGACGUUAAUCAGGUCCUCAGUUCUGGCUGGCUUCAUCAAUGACCUGGUUCUUUUCCCCCUGUCUUGUUUCAGACAUAUCCUGUUUUUCAUUGCGUUUUUUUCCUCCCCCCUUCACAAAUAACCAUGGCAACUAGUGUCUGGCGUAUCCGUGCCAAUGCGGCUUCCUAUUUAGAUGGUGCCGCUCCGCUCGCUCAUUUAGAUGGGCAUUGGGGGCUCUCUGCAGUCCCCAGGGAGAUCUGCAGACGCACUCCAGACUGACCGCCUGUGACAUUCAGUGUCAGCCGGCUCAGUCAUAAUAACAAACAAAACAAGCAUGCUAUUUGUAGUCACUUUGCCAGCAUAUAUCCCAAACAGAAAAUGGGUGUCCUUUUUGUGCCUGUUUUCACUGUGUGAGGAGAAAGGGUCAGCCACUCUGAGAGGGAGAGCGUUAGAGCAGUGUUUCCCAACCAGGGGUACGUGUACCACUAGGGGUGCGCGAGCACACGGCAGGGGGUACUUGGAAAAUAUAUGGGAAUGUCAAAUGUAGGGAACAUACCGGUAGUCACGAUGGGAUAGAGAAAGUGAUAUAGAACUUGAGUUAGAGGUACUCAAGGCACAAUGACGAGACUUAGGGGUACAUGAGACAAAAAAGGUUGGGAAACACUGCGUUUGAGUGUUGUGCGUGUGCUUCAGUGUUACAGGACUGAGGAAGAUUGUAAGUGGCCCUUUGUGCUUCCCCUGUCCUCCCGCACGAACAAGCCUCAGUGACAACUCCCAUUAGCCUUCCACAAAGGUAGACGGAUGGAUUGGCAUGCCCUGCCACGUCUCCCCUCUGAAUACACUAUUUUCAGCUAAACACACCAUUUCUUUUAUUACUACAGCUGAAUACACUAUUCCUAAUACUAUUCCUUACAGACAAGAAAUUCAGUGAAUCAUUCAAUUUCAUGAAAUGGACUAAUUUUGUAAAAAAAAAUCUUUUGACAGACUUUGAAAACACAAGACAUGACCAAUAAGUAUAAAGCAUUAUAGUAUAAAAGCAUGGCACAUGUUUUGAUGAGUUGUGUAUCUGCAUGCUGAACUAUUCUCCAUGCGCCCCCUGUGUCAAGUCACCAUUCAGUUUUCCUUAAACAGUGUGAAAUCAUCUAAACAAUCAGUAGGUGCCUUUGCACAUGCAAUUUCUGUCUCCACAGUGUUUAAUCGUUUAUGUCAAUCAAAUAUGUCAGGAUGUAUGAAUAAAUGGGCUAACAAACGGGCUGUUAUCAAGAUAUAGUGACAUGGAAUGUUGAACUCAUACUGCAAAUGCAAUUGUACAAGGGAACCUGUGGUUUUAAUAAAGACAAUAUGAGUUUU
This is a messenger RNA of Engraulis encrasicolus (European anchovy), 8673 nucleotides long. It is a transcript of the gene nos1apa, whose product is annotated as nitric oxide synthase 1 (neuronal) adaptor protein a. Gene Ontology annotation, molecular function: nitric-oxide synthase binding. Bases 431 to 2737 code for a protein of 768 amino acids. Lineage: Eukaryota; Metazoa; Chordata; Actinopteri; Clupeiformes; Engraulidae. The record is from RefSeq and is a predicted model, not a curated record. The transcript is spliced from 13 exons.